CCGGCGGGAGGGGGCUGCGCGCCGGAAGUGGUCCCCGCCCGGCGGGGUCGGGGCUGCGCGGCGGUCCCCGAGCGGCGGAGGCGAGGCGGGCGGCCCGGAGAGAAUCCCAGCCCUGGCAGCGGCUCGGAGCGGGUGCUGGGCCACGGCGCCCUUCCCUGAGGGGACGAAAACACCUCGGGGAAGGAAGAUUUCUCACCGUGGAAAUUAACACAGCAGAAGUAGCCAAGAUGUCUGUGGAUCCAAUGGCCUACGAGGCCCAGUUCUUUGGGUUUACGCCGCAGACGUGCAUGCUUAGGAUCUACAUCGCGUUUCAGGACUACCUGUUCGAGGUGACGCAGGCCGUGGAGCAGGUCAUCCUGAAGAAGCUGGACGGCAUCCCGGGCUGCGAGAUCAGCCCCGUCCAGAUUCGUAAAUGCACGGAGAAGUUUCUUGGCUUCAUGAAAGGACGAUUUGACAGCCUCUUUGGCAAAAUGGAGCAGCUGUUUUUACAGUUGGUUUUGCGUAUCCCGCCAAACAUCUUGCUUCCGGAGGAUAAAGCCCAGGAGAUGCAUCCUUGUGGUGAGAAAGAAUUCCAGCUUCUCCAGAGAGAAAUUGAAGAGUUGCAGGAGAGAUACAAGACUGAAGCACGCGCCCAGCAGGCCCUGCUCGCAGAACUGGAGGAACAGAAAAUUGUUCAGGCCAAACUCAGACAGACACUGGCUUUGUUUGACGAGCUCGAGAAUGCUGGCAGAGAUCAGGGGACUAGUGACUUUAGGGAGAGCCUGGCGUUCCUGGUCCAGAACUCCAGGAAACUACAGAAUAUUAGGGACAGUGUGGAAAGGGAAGGCAAAAGACUGAAAGUAUCUUAACUUCUAGGCAGUAACAGGACCCGUCAGUAGAGUCACAGAGGAUUUAUGUCAAGGAUGAAUCUUACUCUCGUGAACCAUACAUUUCUCGGCUUUGCUUUGUUUGCGCUCUCUUGUACUCCGCAGCCCCCUCUUUUUUGGCCUGCUCUCCUGAGGUGUCCCCACACCCGCCUGGGCUGAUCUCUGGAGCAUCUGUCCAUCCCUGUCCCUCAGAGACUCUAGUAGGUGGGAAGGGUCCCUGGUUCAGUAACAACUCACUGCGGGGCACGACUGAGGAGGCAGAGCCGGCUUGGCCCGUCAGGGGUGUUUGUAAACGUUCCGCCUUGGUCAUGAGUCCUGUGUGACCUUGAUCCUUUUGACUCACUCUUUGGAUGCGAUCAAGUGAGAAAAGGGUUAAGUGGGUGGCUUCCUUAUUACCCAGCCACUGCCCCUGGAGAGAGCCAGCACAGACUGCCUGCCCGUGUCCACCCCCGUGUCUUACGUGGGGAAGUUAGCCAAGGGACAGAAGCAAGCAGAAAACACACCCGUGAUCUUUAGUAAAGAGGAAAGAAGUUGUUUUUGUUCCUAAAAUAAAUCCUUUCGUGAUCAGGCUUUCGGUGACGGGAAACAGUUUGCUGUCUGGGAGCCCAGCCGUGGAAGACCGUGCGUGGACAAAGAACCGGCCGAUCUCUCCGGAAUAGAAAGGGAAGCCUGGAAUGCAGCCAGGAGCAAGGUUUAUAUGAAAUGACCGCUAGGUAUUUGUAUAAUUUUUUCUCUUAACUUCAGUUAGUUUUGGAAUCCGCGCUGUGCCUAAUAUUUAAUUAUCUUAUUUAUUCACACUCCUAAGCAUCAAAUAUUUAGUUCCCACAGUGGGAAAUUUUAGCUGUGUCUUGUGCUUAAAUUUAGUGGAGUCUAAUACUUUUCUUCUGUAACCCAUGUACAGUGUCCUGUCCCCAGAGAAAGAGGAUAAAUAGUGCUGCUUGCCUGCCACGUCUUCCUAAAGAACAGGGUUUGGAGUUUCUCCUUUACAUGGAAGAGGAACUCAGGGCGUUAAUAUUUGUGAUUAAAUAUUCAUAGAUUAAAGAUGCCUGUGUUUACCUGGAAUAUGUGUAUCAUCAAAGAAAGAGCCUUUUCUAGUCCUGUACAUUAAAUGCAUAUAUUUUAAAGGCUUUGGUUUUUGAUUUUUUGCUGUCUAGAAUGUCAUGAUAUAUUUCCUUUUUCAGUAUGACCUUCUACCCAAAUGAAAAUUUUCUAUUUUUGCAUUUGUAGCUUAUUAUUGCUAUUCUUUUCUAAGUAACCUCUAUGUCCAACGUGGGGCUUGAACUCCUGACCCCAAGGUCAAGAGUCGUGUGCUCCACUGACUGAGCCAGCCCGGUGCUUCAUGCUUGUAGUUUAUUUAAAAUCUCCUAGUAUAGAGGGUUAGAUGGUGAUUCCCCCCAGAGGCAUGUCCGUGUCCCAAUUCCUGGGACCUGUGACCGUGGCUUAUUUGGAAAAAGGGUCUUUAGCAGGAAUAAUCAAGGAUCUGGAGAUGAGGGGAGUGUCCUGAAAUGUAUGCACGGGGCCCCGAAUCCAACGACCAGUGUGUUUAUUAGAGAACGGCCCCGGGGAGAUUUGAGACGAGACGAGGAGGCAGUGUGACCGCAGAGGCAGGUGGGAGUGAUGUGACCACAAGCCCGGGAUGCCGGCAGCCACUGCCGGCUGGCAGAGGCAGGGACCAGACCCCCCGCUAGAGCCUCCGGAGGGAGUGUGACCCCCUUGUUUUGGAUUUCUGGCCUCCAGAACCGGAAGGGAGUGUGUCCCUGUUGUUUCAAGCCACUGGGUCUGUUACACGUUAUGGUAGCCACGGGAAACUAAUACACCUAAUUAAACCAGCAUAUUCAUACUCGGAAGGAGGGAGGCUAUUUAUUGAGGAGACAGUGCCUGAAAGCUGGUGGUCCCAUACAUGCAGUAAGAGGGUUUGUCUGAAUGCUGUUAAAAUAUAGACGUGACCUGGACAGAAGGGCAAAGUCCACGGCGUUUAGAACUCAGGAGUUUGUGUUACGUUGAGUGAGUGCUUUGCAAUUGGCCGCUACUCAUACCGUUUGCCACGGUAGCGUCUCAGCAGGUGCAGUCACCCACCUGGCCCCAUCAUCCUCUAAGAAUUCAAUUCCUCCCCCAAAGAGUCAGAAGUAAAUCAGGAUAAUAACCCACGCUUACCCACUCUGCUUCCCGGCCCCUCCCAUCCAGCCUCCGUCUUCCCCCGUUCCCUGCUCCCCUCUACGCGAAUCCCAACCUUCGGUUUCCUCGGACGCCUUCUCCCCUGCUUUCCUAGUACGUGUUCCCCCUCGGUGUCAGGCCCGUGCCCGCUGGGUACCCCCGUCCUGCUGCCGCGGCACCAGGCAGCUGGUAGACAGUUGGGCGCCGUGUUAAUGGAAAGUAAAGAGCAGACAUGGGUACCGUUACAAGGUGGGGAAAGGGCGGUAGAGUGUCCCCGGAUCGAGAAGGCUCUGAGACCAGAGAGCAGCAGGCGACCCCACGCAGGUAACAGUUUCCUUCGGGGUAACUUACUGACGCGGGAUCGGGCGGCCAACCAUCCAGCUGCCCGGCUCUUCUCGGCCACGUCUGGCCCUCAGUCCGCAGACUUUUACAGAGCAAGGGACGAGCGGUAGGACCUUGUGGUGAGGUCACAGGGUUCACGUGCACCUGAUGUACAGCCAACCUUUGAUCAGAUCACGUGGCGCCACUACCUGUACAUCAGGAAGGGGAAAGACUGUUAAUCCCUACCAUUCAUGGGAGGCCGAAACAGACCUCCCCCGAUCCUGACCUGGGUGGGCGUUUCUAAGGUAUGUGUAUUAACCUCCACGGGGCCCGGAACACGUGGCCGCAAGAAGGGUCGUGGGGAGAACACGAGCAAGACGGAGGGAUGUUGUCAGCCUGCCUCCGACUACCGACUCCACAUGAGGGGCGGCCAGGUAAGACGUUCCGCGCUCGGUUCCGGUGCGUGUAUGCCGGCACGGGAUGGGGGGGUCCCCAUACCGUCAAGUAACUUUUGGACACCACCUGGGUCUCCUACAACUCAACUCAAUUCUGACCGUAUAUACGCCGUGGUAACAUCACAUUCACCAGUCCAACGAGGCUGCCCCCUCGUCAGACGCCAGCCACAAGCCCAGGUGGUUAGCCUCUGCUUCUGACCAACUGCCUGUCAGUCACAGGUUCCCACGACCCCCUCCUCGGGCUCAAUUUGCUCCAGUGGCUCUCGGAACCUGGGAGACCUUUUUACCGUUAGACUAACAGUUUAUUACAAAGGAUGUAUGAAUCAACAGCCAGAUGGAGAGAUACAUAGGACGAGGUCCCAAACGAAGGAGUUUUUGUCCCUGUGGGGUUUGGGGCCAGUGUGGUGGCAUGUGGGAGCUUUCCAAACCCCCUCCUUUGGGGUUUGUAUUCAGGCUGCGUCACAUACAUCAAUGGCCAUUGGUGUUUGAGGUUGGACCCCUACCUCACACCAUGUACCAAAGAGAACCCAAAAUGGAUCAAAGAUCUAAAUAUAAAUGCCAGAACUGUAAAAAUGCUUGGAAGAAAACAUAGGCUUAACUCUUCCUGAGCUUGAAUUAGGCAGUCGUUUCUUAGGACACCAAAACACAAGGAGCAAAGGGAAAAAGAUCAAUGACAUCAUCAAGAUUAAAGAUCAAAAAAAAAAAACCUUUGAUGGGGCACCUGGCUGGCUCAGUGGGGGGAGUGAGCGACUCGAUCUCGGGGUCGUGAGUUCGAGCUCCGUGUUGGAUGUAGAGAUUACUUAAAAAUAAAAGAUAAAAAUCAAAGAUUAAAAAAACCUUUGUACUUCAAAGCCAUUGUCACGAAAGUUAAAAGGCAGUCCACAGCACGGGAGAAACGUUUUGCAAAUACACGACCCCAAGGUCAAGGUCUUGUAGGGUUCACCUGCUGAGCCAGCCAGGGCCCCCAGCUUUUUUUUUUUUUUUUUUUUGCAUUUUUUCAACAGGCCCAAUUUUAUUUUAUUUAUUUAUUUAUUUUUAACGUUUUAUUUUAUUUUUGAGACAGAGAGAGACAGAGCAUGAACGGUGGAGGGGCAGAGAGAGAGGGAGACAAAGAAUCGGAAGCAGGCUCCAGGCUCUGAGCCAUCAGCCCAGAGCCCGACGCGGGGCUCGAACUCACGGACCGUGAGAUCGUGACCUGAGCUGAAGUCAAACGCUUAACCGACUGAGCCACCCAGGUGCCCCAACAGGCCCAAUUUUAUAAAGGCGCAGAGGAUCUGAAAAGAUACUUCUUCAAAGAAGGUAGACUGGUAAACACAGGAAAAGAUUGUUGACAUCAUUGCCAUCAGGGAAAUGCAAACCAAAACCAUGAUGAAAUUCCACGUCAUACACACUAAGGUUAUGUCUUAAAAAAGGAAAAGGUUAUCAGAUGCUUGGGGGGCUCGGUCGGUUAAGUGUCUGACUCUUGAUUUCGGCUCAUGUCAUGAUCUCACGGUUCAUGAGUUCGAGCCCCACGUUGGGCUCUGCACGGCAGUGCGGAGCCUGCUUGGGAUUCUUCCUCUCUCUCUCUGCCCCUCCCCUAUUUGUGCCAUCUCUCUCUCUCUCUCUCUCUCUCUCUCUC
This is a messenger RNA of Acinonyx jubatus (cheetah), 5414 nucleotides long. RefSeq names its product MIS12 kinetochore complex component (gene MIS12). The transcript is spliced from 2 exons. Bases 228 to 848 code for a protein of 206 amino acids. Gene Ontology annotation, cellular component: nucleus; chromosome, centromeric region. Gene Ontology annotation, biological process: mitotic cell cycle; mitotic sister chromatid segregation; kinetochore assembly. The record is from RefSeq and is a predicted model, not a curated record. NCBI's taxonomy places the organism in Eukaryota, Metazoa, Chordata, Mammalia, Carnivora, Felidae.